Cicer arietinum (chickpea) is the source of this 1479-nucleotide messenger RNA. RefSeq lists its product as uncharacterized. NCBI's taxonomy places the organism in Eukaryota, Viridiplantae, Streptophyta, Magnoliopsida, Fabales, Fabaceae. The record is from RefSeq and is a predicted model, not a curated record.
AAGAAAAGAAAAGAAUUAUCCAGUGGAAAGAUGAGGAUUGAGGAAGGAAAUAGAAAUAGAAAAAGAAAAUUGAAAAAAGAUUGAUUAGAGGAGAGAUGAGCAUGGCGUGUGGAUGUUGGCACUACUACAACCGUCCCCCGCAGUUACUGUUAAAAUCCUCCUUGCGUCUUUCUUCUUCUUCUUCUUCUUCUUCAACUGUGUUUUGUCUCUCCUCAAAAUCCAAAGAUGAUGAUGAAAUUGAUAAAUCCGAAGCUCCGAUUAAAGGUUCUGGAACCACCGCCAGAGGUCGCAGAUUGCUCAGAAUUCGCCAAGACAAACUCCAACGGGAAUACGACCGGCUUCACAAUUACCCUGCUUGGGCUAAAGUCCUUGAAGAUGCUUGCAAAAACGAUACUGAACUACGGGCUGUCCUUGGAGAUAGUAUCGGCAACCCGGAACUCAUGAGGAACCGCGUGGAAGAUAGAAUUCGAAAGAAGGGUAAAGACUUUCGUAGGUCCAAAACUGGAUCUGUUGUUGCUUCCAAAGUCACCUUUAGAGACUUCAAUCCACUUGAUUCCUACAUCUGGUUUGAACUCUAUGGAUCACCAUCUGAUCGCGAUGUUAAUCUAAUUGGCAGUGUCAUUCAAGCAUGGUAUGUCAUGGGUCGCCUUGGUGCCUACAAUUCUUCAAAUUUGCAGAUGUCAAAUUCGUCAAUGGACCAUGAUCCUCUCUAUGAUGCAGAUAAGGGUUCCAAAGUGAUGCCCUCAUCUUUCCAUGAUAUUAGUGACAUUGAGUUCCAAGAUAAUUGGGGACGUGUUUGGGUGGACCUCGGUACGGCUGAUUAUUUUGCCAUUGAUGUGCUUCUCAACUGCCUAACUGUUUUAAGUUCGGAAUAUCUUGGUAUCCAACAAAUUGUUUUUGGUGGUCGGUGCAUGGGUGAUUGGGAAGAGGGGAUGACAAACCCUGAGUAUGGUUACAAGUACUUCAAGAUAUAAACAGGGACUCAAUUUUGGUUCAAAAAAUGACAGCAGGAGGUUAAGUAACAAUAUGCAUUGUUGAGAAGAACAUGUCCUUGGGGUGGGUGUGAUGAUUAUUUUAAACUCCCAAGUUGUGCUUGGUUGCCACUUGCCCGAAAGAACUUCUUGUGCUAUCUGGAGUUAGAAGUCUUGAGAAUCAACUGUUGUGUUGUGUCUGACAUUGGAACUAAUAGUGACGAGAAUAAGGAGCAGCUUGUGAAUCUCUUUUCUUUUCAAAACUGAAAAUAUAUCGCUAAUGACAGAUCAAAGUAACAAAAAUUAUCUGCCAACAAUUAACAGACAAAAUGACGUAUCAAAACAUAAGUAGAUUUAUAGUUAAAUUAGACUGUUACUUUGGUGAUGUGACAUGUAAAAAAAGCAUAUUUAGUAAUUUGCUAUGUUAGUAUCUCUGGGUUAAAUAAGUUAUCCUGACGCUUCGGUGAAUAAGGUACACCAUACUAAAUUAAAUUGUGUAUCUCUCAAA